Phacochoerus africanus (Common warthog) is the source of this 4306-nucleotide messenger RNA. RefSeq names its product peroxisomal biogenesis factor 2 (gene PEX2). The coding region runs from base 2444 to 3361 and encodes 305 amino acids. Gene Ontology annotation, molecular function: zinc ion binding. Gene Ontology annotation, biological process: protein import into peroxisome matrix. The transcript is spliced from 4 exons. Gene Ontology annotation, cellular component: peroxisomal membrane. Lineage: Eukaryota; Metazoa; Chordata; Mammalia; Artiodactyla; Suidae. The record is from RefSeq and is a predicted model, not a curated record.
AUUCCGUAAACCCGCGAGUUCCGGAAGCCUGGGGAACUUAGGUUCUGCUAGGAAAAGCCAAGUUUACCAGAGAAUGUUUCAGGAACAGUUACUUGGAGUGGGGCGUUUCUCAGACUCCUAAGUGUGCCUUCUCUCUCCAAGACUCCGAAGUAUCGACUUUCUGAAAGAAGAGAUUCUGAGGGCCAUGCUAUUUCCUUACAGAUGUUAUUUGUAAAGCGAGGACCUUGGUUGGAGCCUUUAAGAGAGAUCCAGGAUGAGGCCUUAUCUCUGUGUCCCAGGCAUCUGGCAGGGCCAGGCGCUGUCUUGACGUUGCUUAUAGAAUGGAAUCCUUGAAUGGUCUCAGUCUCACAAGGACAGCUUAACAGCAGAAAGAGAAAAUUUGAAUCAGUGCAAGAUUGGUGACAGCCUCUCUAGACCAGCCGGAAAUGAGUAGGAGGGCUGGCAUGCAGCAUCAGGCCAUAUGGAUCACAGAUAUGGCCACAGAUUGUGAAUUUCACUUUGAAAUGGAUUAGCCCCGUAGUUAACCACAUCACCAGAGAACUUGCUGGGGAUGCAGAUUCUUGGCUCCCCAUCCAGGCCAACUGAGUCAGAAACUCUGGAACAGAGGGGCUGUACUCUAAUAAGUCCACCAUAUGAUGCGAUCUCAAGUUUGAAGAUGGCUGGGCUAGAAGCACAGAGACUAUGGUUCCAUGAUGUGAAGACCCCAGCAGAGAAAGAGUGAAAGGCCAAGGAUGUGUGAUAGCCGUGAUGUCUCCAAUGAAAUGCCACAGUACCUGCAGUAGGAAACUAUGAGAAUAAGAUUACACUGAUACAAAGAAAUCGAAUAUGUUGUAAAUGGACAAGAUCCUUCCAUCUUUAGAUCACCACUUUCCUGAUUGUAGCAUUUAAAUUGAUCAAGUAGAUUUCAAAUAGAUUGGUCCCAUGAGAGAGGGCUCAGUCUCAGAAUCUCCGCCCAGCUCUUCUCUCCCAUAUCCCCAUAACUGCCUCCUGAGCUUUUCUACUUAGCUGUCCCCUAGGAACCUAGGUCUCUAAAACCACACAGAUUUAUUAUCUCUCCCUUUAAACCUAUAUCUCUGCAUGUGUUUCCCAUUUUGGAGAACUGGACUACCAUCCAGUCCAUUACUCAAGUCAGUUAUUUUUGGCUCCCUUCUCACUAAAUCGUGUCAAUUCUUCCACCUUGCAGCUUUCAAAGAUACCUAUUUCCCUCCAUCCCCAUGGAUACCUUUCUCAUUUGGACCAUCAUUAGUUUCUUACUAAAUCAUGUUAACAAUCACCUUAAUUGGUCUCUGUGCCUCCCGUCUCUCAGCCUGUAAUCCAUUCUCCAUGUGGCCAGAACAGGCAGUCUGAAAUGCAUGUUCGAUUAGUUCUUGCUUAUGGCUAUCCAGUGGCUCCCCAUUACCUUCUUGAUAAAAUGCAGUAGACUCAGCUUGGCUUUUAGGGCCUUUAGCAUUGGUCUUCUGCUUUCCUUUCCAGCCUUUUCUCUGGUCCUCGGCACCCGUUGUUCCCUCCAUUGAUAUUCUUCCCUUCCUCUACCCACCUGACACUGUAAUCCUUCAGGUGGCCCCAUAGAUCUUGCCUCUCAUGACGCCGCCUUUGGCCUACACAGGUCUAGUUGUGAGCAUAAUCCUCUGAAUUUUCCCUUGCACGUCACCAAUCACAUUGAAUUGUAAUUGCCUAUUAUUUGCAGCAAGACUCUUCCUCUCCCCCUCCUCCCACUUGCUAGAUUAUAGUCCCCACAAGGGUUGAGACAGUGUCUGUUCUUCCAUUUUAUCACUAGCUCUGGCACAUUCAUUGCGAAAUAGCAGAUGAGCAACAAACAUAUGUUGAAAGAAGUAGCAAUCAGCGGCCUGGAUAUGGUAACUCGAAACAGUUUUAAAGGCCCUUGGGCGGGAAUUUGUAUUUGGUACACUUCAGCCACCCCAGACUUUCAUCCUGUUCAGUACUCCACUCAUCGACUGUUUGUGGAGUAGUACCAGGCACUGCGCUGAUUGCUAAGAUUCAUCGGUGACAAGGCUCAAUCUUUGCAACAGGGCUUAUCUCUAGUGGAGGAAACAAGCAAUUAAAGAGUAGUUACAUGUACAGUGUAUGAAGUAUCAACAUAGUUUACAUACUGUCAGUACAUAAAGGCCAAGACAGAGUGCUAAAGAAACAGCUAGAAGAGGCUGCUAACUCAACUUUGGAGAGUCAGAAAGGAAGUGGUCCCUAAGCUAGUACUGAAAAACUUGGUACCAUGUGGGUUGUUCAGUCAAAGAACAGGGAACAGACAGCAAAUGUCCACUAGCAAACAAGGGAAGGGGGCCCUUCGUGACUAGAGGUGGAAGCACUAGGAAGGAAAGCAGCCUGGGGUAGAUUUGGGGAGGCUCGUGUUUCCAAAGGACUCAAGUGUGGGAAAUGCACAAUGCGCUGAAGGCGGCAAAAAAAAAAAGAAACCUUCAGAGAAGGCAUGGCUUCCAGAGAGGAGAAUUCAAAGCAGGCAAACAGAGUGCUCAGAAUAAGUCAGUUGGAUGCACUUGAACUAAACAAGGCCCUGGAGCAGCUCGUUUGGUCCCAGUUUACUCAGUGCUUUCAUGGAUUUAAGCCAGGGCUAUUAGCCCGCUUUGAACCAGAGGUGAAAGCAUUCUUGUGGCUUUUCUUGUGGAGAUUCACCAUCUACUCUAAAAAUGCCACAGUGGGACAGUCAGUUUUGAAUAUUCAAUACAAGAAUGACUUUUCGCCAGACCUGAGAUACCAGCCACCAAGUAAAACUCAAAAGCUCUGGUACGCCAUCUGUACGAUCGGUGGGAAGUGGCUCGAGGAACGGUGCUACGAUGUGUUUCGAAACCGUCACUUCGCAUCCUUCAAGAAAGCCAAACAGUGUGUGCAUCUCGUGGUGGGACUUCUGAAGCUCGGCGGGUUGAUUAAUUUCUUGAUUUUCCUUCAAAGGGGCAAGUUUGCCACUUUGACGGAACGUCUCCUGGGCAUCCAUUCCGUGUUUUGCAAGCCCCAAAAUGUCCGUGAUGUGGGCUUUGAGUAUAUGAAUAGGGAACUCCUCUGGCACGGCUUUGCCGAGUUUCUGAUUUUCCUCCUGCCCCUUGUCAAUAUCCAGAAGAUGAAAGCCAAGCUCUCCGCCUGGUGCACCCCUGUGACGGGCGCCCCCAGUGGUGAUGGUGCGUUAGGCACCAGCGGCAAACAGUGCGCUCUAUGCGGGGAGUGGCCCACCAUGCCCCACACCAUGGGAUGCCAGCAUGUUUUCUGUUACUACUGCUUGAAGAGUAGCUUCUUAUUCGACAUGUGCUUUGCUUGCCCUAAGUGUGGCACAAAGGUGCACAGCCUGCAGCCCCUGAAAUCAGGACUCGAGAUGUCAGAAGUGAAUACCCUUUAGAAAGCUAACCUCAUUUCCUGAGAAGAGCAGCCUUAUGUUUAAAUCCUUAACAUGAGUCAUCCAAAGCACCCUCUUUAGGUAUGUUUUAUGAGGACAUGUGUUUCUCCGCCGCUGCCGUCCCUUCCUUUCCCAGCAUGACUAAAUUCUACUCACACUGGAAACCACAUGAUUCUAAAUAUUAUGAUAUAAAUGGUCAUGUAUUAUUUUUUUAAUCAUUGCAUUUAAUUUUGAAUGUCAAGAAUAAUGGAUAAUUUUUAUCAAAUGACUACUAAGAAUGCUCCUUCAUUCUUCUACUUCCUGAAAAGAGGUUAGACUCUUAAAGAUUGUAGAGACUCUAGGAUGAGUGUGAUUUAUUUUCAGAAAUGAUACCAUAACAUCAUAAAAUGACAAUAGUAAGACCUGUUGUUACUGAUGUCCCAAGUGUAAUUUUAAGUGUUGCUCUGAAGCCACCUUUUAAGGGGUUCAGUCAACUUCCUUCUUGGGCAAAACAGUGGCCUCCAGAUGCUCAAGACUUCCAUUCUGCCAGCUUUCUGAUCCUACUGGUCUGAGAGCAUCUUGCCUAAUAGUUCUGGCCAAGUCCAGAAACACAGGCCAUGGGUCAGCCUGAGAUGAUGUGCACAGUCCUGAACUGGAUGGAGAAAUACUGCUCCCAGUUACUCAAAUGUGGGUGACCCACCUUCACGAAUACAAGAUGAACUGAAGUAGGGGAGGAGGCAGUUCACUCCAGGAAACCAAGAUGCUAUAAUGAAGAAGAUGGAUGCCAACCAGGUAGAAAUGAUAGAUGCUGACUGGUAUCUCCCUUUGCCUUCUGUAUCCCAGAAAUCCUCAGGCCAUCGUUCCUUUUACCAGUGAUCUAGCUUGAUAAGGACAUUAAUAAGUAACUGAAUGGUUGUUUUAGAUUGCAGGUUUGAAAGGAUAGAAUAAAGACAAGAUUUUGUGACACCA